Molecule: messenger RNA, 1478 nt
Organism: Closterium sp. NIES-67
Lineage: Eukaryota; Viridiplantae; Streptophyta; Zygnematophyceae; Desmidiales; Closteriaceae
Source: the annotation of a GenBank genome assembly
CCUAUGACACAUGGUGAGCACUCAAGGAGUUCACGUCGACCCCAAGAAAAUCGAAGCCGUACGUACGUGGAAGACACCCGAGAACGUGAAGGAGUUGCAGCAGUUCCUAGGCUUCGCUAAUUACUACAACAGGUUCAUGCCACAGUAUGCGAAACUCGCAGCACCACUCAUGAAUCUGCUGAAGAAGAACACGCCCUACAAAUGGGAGCCGAAGCACCAGGAAGCCGUGGAGCAGCUGAAACAAGCACUUACGUCCGCACCAGUACUCAUCUUGCCAGAUCCCGAACGCGACUACGUAAUCGAAGCUGACGCCAGCGACCAGGCAGUGGGAGCAGUCUUAAUGCAAGACCAGGGGAAUGGACUGCAACCAAUCGCCUACCUGAGCAAGAAACUGCACGGGGCAGAACUAAACUACCCGAUACACGACAAAGAGGCCCUUGCCAUCGUCAUCGCCUUCAAAGCGUGGAGAUGUUAUCUCGAAGGACGAAGAACAACCGUCUACACCGACCAUUGCAGCCUGAAAUACUUGAAGACACAACCCAACCUUUCCAGGCGGCAGGUCCGGUGGAUCGACUUCCUCAAGACACACUUCCACUACGACAUCGUGUACAAGCCCGUCCACAAAAACAAAGCAGACGCCCUCAGCCGGCCUACACACGUUGCCGCUAUUCAGAUCGAAGGGAUGAAUCCACUUCUCAAGGGACUCUUCACACACGGGUAUGCCAUUGACCCCGAAAUUCCCUUGGCAAAAAAGCGACAUCUGCUACAGUGGGACAGUUACAUCGCGUACCGGAAAGGAUCAACAAAAACCUGGGUACCCAAUUACCCUCCUUUGUGCCAGUUACUACUCGAAGAAUACCACGACGUCCUCUACGCCGGACACUUCGGUAGCAAUAAGACGCUGACCGGUAUUGCGAAACACUACUACUGGCCCCACUUGGCAGAGGAUGUUCAGAAAUUUGUCACCUCGUGUGAUACAUGUCUGCGGAUGAAGAGCAGCAAGCAGAAAAAGGCGGGACUACUGCAGCCUUUUCCUGUCCCAGAACAGCCAUGGCAAGUGGUUAGCCUGGACUUCAUCACCGGGUUACCACCUACCACUAGCGGUCAUGACGCAAUCCUUGUCGUCAUCGACAAGUUCUCCAAAAUGGGCCACUUCAUUCCGAAGCACACGACAGCACGCACCGAGGAGACAGCACAACUAUUCGAACUCAUGUCUCUGCUCGGGACCAAACUCGCCAUGUCAUCUGCUUACCAUCCGCAGACAGACGGACAGACCGAGCGACUCAACCAGAUUGUUGAGCAACUCCUCCGAGCAGCCUACAAGGACGAGAUCUCCAAAUGGGACUUGCACCUGCCUGUUCUAGAGUUUGCUUACAACAACGCUACACAUGCCGCUACUGGACAGACGCCGUUCUUCCUCUGCUACGGACGCCACCCACUCACACCAUAGAAACCGGCCACAUCCGCUACAGUCCAAC